Molecule: messenger RNA, 576 nt
Organism: Saccoglossus kowalevskii
Lineage: Eukaryota; Metazoa; Hemichordata; Enteropneusta; Harrimaniidae
Product: salivary glue protein Sgs-3-like
Source: RefSeq, a predicted model, not a curated record
AUGCGAGUUAUUGAAUUACAGCGGAAGCAACAAAUUCGCAAUAUGAAAUUACAGAUAUAUAACCGUUAUAAUUCAACACGUCCUAUCAAGUGGAAAACAUCGGCAGAUCAACGUCUAAUGCUAACGUAUGAUAUGGCUUUAAACGCCAAUGAACAACACAGCAUCGAGCUUCGUAGACGUACAACACGUAGACUGGAGCAUCAUAGACUUGCAACACGUAGACUAGAGCCUCUUAGACGUUCAACACGUAGACUACAGCAUCGUAUACUUGCAACAUGCAUACUAGAGCUUCGUAGAUGUACAACACAUAGACUAGAGCUCCCUGGACGUGCAACACGUAGACUAGAGCUUCAUCGAUUUACAACACGUAGACUAGAGCUUCCUAGACGUGCACUAAGUACGUCAGAGCUUCGUAGACGUGCAUCAAGUACAUUAGAGCUUCCUAGACGUGCAACACAUAGACUAAAGCUUCAUAGAUGUGCAACACGUAUUCUAGAGCUUCGUAGAUGUGCAACACGUAGACUAGAGCUUUGUAGAUGUGCAACACGUAGACUACAACAUCGUAGACUUCGGUAG